AUCAAAUGACUCCGCGGGCCCUCUCACACGGGACCGCCCCUUUGCCUGGGUAGCUUUGGCCUCUCAAGGAAACGGCCCAAUGAACGUCAGCACAGAAACACAUCCCUCGUUUUGGAGAGGUCACAGAGGAACCACUUCCGGAACCUUGAGCACAUUUAUUCGGUGACCAGGGGAAACGGUAGUCAUGGCAACGGUUCUUCGCUUCCUCCAUCUAUGCGUGGGGUCACGUUGGGAAUGAUACCCGCGCGCCUUUUCGCAGCCAACUUUCUCUUUGGCCGUGCAUCCCGGAGAAGAGAAACACGUAAGAGGUUGAAAAACCCCGGAGUACUUUUUAGAUGAAGGCGUCUUCCACUAGAUUUUCAAACCUGAUUUGCCCGUUGGUUGGCACCUCUCACCUUCACAUGUCAAUAAGAAAGAAACCAUUUUGGGGAAAGUUUUCAAAGUGUUUGUAACUAACAUAAUUAGGAAGACGUCUUAGAAGCCGUGGAGACUGGCAGCUAUGCUGGGAUGAAAAUCGUUGUAUUUUAAGCAUGAUGUCAUCCCCUGAGCAAAGUGAAAUAAGCCAGAAGGCAAGUGUAGAUAAGUACGCCCAAUUUGUCUUAAAGUUCCAGAAACCCAUUCAGCCUUACAUCUGUUCAACUCUGAAUGAUUUUCAAGAAGAGAGAGACUUUUUGGCAAACUACAUCUUUCCUCAGCUUAACGAGCUCUGCAUUUCCCGGGGCACGUAUUUCAAAGCUGUAGACCUGAGGUGUGCAGCGUUGAUGGCCCCGCCGCCCUUAUCCUCCAACCUGUUUAGACAGCAUUCUUGUCUCCACGCCCAGUACCUGAAGCUCUGUCUCGACUAUGUGAACAGCUGCUUUCCCUUUCUCAUCUGCAUGCUGGGUCAGACGUACGGGGACUUUCUCCCUGACCAUGUGCCUUUACUGUUCUCCAAAGCAACUGACUUGUCAAGUUUAUCCCCAAUAGAGCAGAAUCUCUAUGUUGCUGCAAAAAAUGGUUAUCCUUGGGUCCUGGAGAAUCCCAACUACAGUUUGACGGAGUUUGAGAUCAUCCAAGCGGCAUUUCUGAAUAAGUCUCAAUUUCAGUAUUUUUACUUUAGGACUGGACCCACGCUGCUGAAGACUUUAGAUGAGGAAAAGGAGAGGCUGCUCUCAGGCUCUCUGAAUGAUGAAGAAAAAUUAAGGGUUGGCAAGCUUAAGGCCAAAAUUAUUAACAAAGGACUCCCUGUCCGAUUUUAUAAAGACCUCCAUGAGUUGGGUGAGCUGGUUUUCAAAGACUGGUCAGUUGUGAUAAAACAACUUUACCCAGCCACUUUCAUGAUUGAACAUAUGGACUAUAAGCACAACUUUGAACGUUUCUAUCAUGAAGAGUUUACUGAGAAGUGUAAGCAAGUGUUUGUAAUUUCCAAGGAAUCAAAUAGAACCUUUGAAAUCUUGGAAAGAUUUGCCUUAAAGGAUGUGGGAUUUGAUUGUAACAGUGCUGCACCUGGUUCCAGCUUAGACUCUCUUCUCAGAAUAAAUCCUCUUCCAGUUUACAAGUCCAUUUUGCUCUUGUCUGGAGAACGUGGUUGUGGGAAGUCUACUCUGAUCGCCAACUGGGUGAACGAUUUCAAAAAGAAAUAUCCCAGCAUCUUGAUGAUCCCUCAUUUUGUGGGCAGCACUUGUGAAAGCAGUGACAUCAUGUCUGUGAUACAUUACUUCAUCACAGAAUUGCAGUACAAAAACUACGGUACUCAGCUUGAAACCGAUGUUCUUAACGAAGACUCAAACGUCUUGGUCUUUCCAUUUCUUGUGGAAGUCUUCAUUGCUUCCAUCAGUUUAAAGCCCUGUAUACUUGUCCUAGAUGGAAUUGAAGAAUUGAUUGGCAUUUAUGGGAUCUCAGGACAGAAGGUGAAGGAUUUCUCUUGGCUGCCGAGCUCAGUGCCUGCUCAUUGCAAACUUAUCAUGAGCACCGUCUCCUCCAGCCUGUCCUACAAGUCGCUGUGUGCGCGCCCGGAUGUGAGGACCGUGGAGCUUCUGAGUGCAGGAGACGAAGAGGUGAAACUGAACAUCUUUAGACAGUAUCUCUUCAUUCCCAGCAGAGACCCCCUCCGACAGACCAGACACCCUUUGAGGAAAAGAACAAACCUGAAUCCUUUAAAACUCACGAUCCUAGCAAAUGAGCUGAGAGAAUGUAGAAUCUACCGAGAUGAGUAUCAGUGUCUGAAGGAGUACUUGGAGGUGGUCUCCAUUCAGGAGCUCUGGGAACUGAUUCUGAAACGCUGGAUUGAAGACUAUAGCUGGACUUUUCUGCCAAAAAGGGCCAAUUUGGACACUGGGGCUUCAGGAGAAGGUGUGCUCACUCCCGUCAGAGAAAGCAGUCCAUAUACCUUUCAGAACCCAACGAAUCACAGGAAGACACAUUUCCACCGAGUCUUAGCCCGAUACUUCCAGCGGCAGACGACUUUCUGGAGAGUGUACGAGGAGCUGCCGUGGCACAUGAAAAUGAGCGGCUCCUGGGGCGACCUGUGCAGCUUCCUCUCAAGCCCCAGUAUCACAGACUUUCUAUCAAAGAUCCGAAACCCAAGCUUCUGGACAAGGCUGCACCUCAUCUACUACUGGAACGUGUUAUCAGAAGUUGGAUAUGACGCUGCUGAGGCCUACUUGUUCACGGUGGCCAAGAUUAAAGCCGACAAGUGCCAUAAAGUGAAGAAGAGAAACACACUCUCAGUGCUGGAAUGCAGGCUUUUUGAGGUUACCACCACUGACAAAUGCCGAUUAAUGUUCUUUAUUGCGAAAUUUCUGAAGCUCGUGGGCAAGACCAGAGAAGCGGAAGAGCUGUUCUUGAGUGUCGAGAACAUACUUGUGCAGAGUCAGGCCUUGACAGAGAUGCUUCUCAGAGUACAGAACACCACUGGAGAACUCUACCUUGAAAUAGGGAUGACUCAGGAGGGCUUCCAGUACUUCCAGAAAGCGUGGUCCAACCUGACAGAGUUUCCACCCAGCGCCAUAAAAGACAACCAGGCCUUCCUGAAGCAGAAAGGCAGAGUGCUGAACAACCUGGCAAAGUCAGCCACUGAGAAGUACUUAAAAGAAAAUCACAUUUUGGAACGCGCUGCUGAAAUUUCCAGCUUAUUGGACAACAACCCCCGUGAUGAGGCUACCAUGAAAUACACCGAAGGUGUUCUGAUAUUUGUUGCUGGAAACACGUCUCUUGCAAAAAUGAGAUUUCAAGAAUGCUUAAAUAUCAGGAGAAGUUUAUUUGGUGAGAAAAACAUCCUGGUUGGAGAAAUUAUGGAAUUUUUAGCAGAUUUACUAUUUUUUCUACCAGAAGAUAGUGAAAGAUUCCAAAGGAAGCAAGCAAUUGAAUAUUAUAAACAAGUGAUACAAAUAAAGGAAAAUGCGGGGACUUUUGCCACCUCCUCACUUGUCAGGAAGCAGCUGAGCGUCAGCCUCAGUGAUACCUUGUGUAAAUUAGCAGGUCAGUUACUGGUCAGUGACUCUGGUCAUCACGUCAUCACUGAAGCAGUGGGCUAUUUGUACAGAUCGCUUGAUUUAAGGGCGACCUACCUGGGAUCUUCUCAUUCAUCAAUCCAUGGAAUCCUGCAGCUGCUGAGGGAAAUUGAAUGGAUCAGAAGUAGGAAAUGUUGGUCUCAAGGCGUGAACCGUCAGUAUUCUGAGGGUUCCAGGAAUGGCACCUCAUUAUGCGACCACUUGCUUAAAUUAAACUACCGCAGUGCUCAAAGUUCUAAUACAGUGAGCUCUGCAAUAUGCAUGAACACAGAUAAGCUACAGAGAGCUAAAAGCAUGGACUUGGCAGCUCAUACAAUUUCAGAUAAAUCAAAAUGUGCUUCCGGUAAAGGGAAAAAGGUCUUGAGACCCGUUAUUUCUGUUUCUAUUGAGAAGACCCCACAGAAGACACAAAAUAAUCUUGAGCUAUGGAAUGGCCCAGAGAAAGAAGCUUCACUGAAAAAACAAGAUUAUUCCUCUAAGAUCUUAUCUUUGGGUAAAACGGAUGGUGUCGUUAAGUUUUCACGGCAAAGGAUUUUGUCAGCUAAAGGCAAGAGUGAAAAAGGCCAAAUCACCACAAUUUACAGGCGUCCCUUGGUAGUAGGGUCUUUUAAUACAAAUAAUCCCUGGGAAUCCGUAUCUGAGUUCAUAUCAGAAAAGUGGCUUUUUCAUAGCCCAGACUACAGUUCAGUUUCCCAGAAGAGUUGUUUUGAGAGAAGACCUCAGUUUGAAACCAAAUUGUUGAAGACCUCACAUGAUACUAAUAAAGUAUAA
Messenger RNA from Lutra lutra (Eurasian river otter), 4262 nucleotides. RefSeq names its product putative tetratricopeptide repeat protein 41. NCBI's taxonomy places the organism in Eukaryota, Metazoa, Chordata, Mammalia, Carnivora, Mustelidae. The record is from RefSeq and is a predicted model, not a curated record. The transcript is spliced from 15 exons. Gene Ontology annotation, cellular component: Cul4-RING E3 ubiquitin ligase complex. Gene Ontology annotation, molecular function: protein binding. The coding region runs from base 531 to 4262 and encodes 1243 amino acids.